CCAAAACCAUCCUACUACUACUACACAAACCACACUUUCAAUCGCUCCUCUUCUAAGCUCCUCUCUUCCUAAAAAGGCUCAAAUCCUUGAAAUGGCCGCUAGAAUUUUAUCGCCUGCUUGCCUACUUUUCUUCAUUCUCUGCCACCUACACUUGCAUGGUACUUCGGCUGAUUACGGAGGUUGGCAGAGCGCUCACGCCACUUUCUAUGGUGGCGGAGACGCAUCAGGAACAAUGGGAGGUGCAUGUGGGUAUGGAAAUUUGUACAGUCAAGGGUAUGGGACAAACACUGCAGCACUAAGCACAGCCUUGUUCAACAAUGGCCUAACCUGCGGGGCAUGUUACGAGAUGCGUUGCGACAACGAUCCCAGAUGGUGCAAGGGAGGCAUCAUCACCGUCACUGCCACAAACUUUUGCCCACCUAACUUUGCUCAGCCAAACGACAACGGUGGCUGGUGCAAUCCCCCCCUCCAGCACUUUGACCUGGCAGAGCCUGCUUUCUUGCAAAUUGCUCAAUACCGUGCCGGAAUUGUGCCCGUGGCUUUCAGAAGAGUGCCUUGUGUAAAGAAAGGAGGAAUACGAUUCACCAUCAAUGGGCACUCCUACUUCAACCUGGUUCUGAUCAGCAAUGUUGCAGGGGCAGGGGAUGUUCAUUCGGUGAAAAUCAAGGGGUCGAGAACAGGGUGGCAAGCUAUGUCAAGAAACUGGGGCCAGAAUUGGCAGAGCAAUUCAUACCUCAAUGGCCAAACCCUGUCCUUUCAAGUAACAACCAGUGACGGUAGAACCGUGACAAGCUACAACGCGGUCCCGGGAAAUUGGCAGUUUGGCCAGACUUUCCAAGGGGGUCAGUUCUAAAGCUCUAGAGUGAUGGAUUUUCAAUCCAAGGUAUUGAUCAUUUGAGACAAAAUAUGUACAUUUAAAUUUCAAUUUUACACUUGUAUAAGCAGGAGUGGGUAGUACAAAUCUGGGGAAAGUAGCCUUCUAUAGCCGAGGUAGCUAAGUAGCACCCGCUGGGCUUUUCAUGCUAGUGUUAUUGUUGCCACUGAUAGCUUGAGAUUAUAUGCAAUAAUGGAUUCAAAGUGUUAUAUAGUUUCAGAUA
Cornus florida is the source of this 1097-nucleotide messenger RNA. RefSeq names its product expansin-A8-like. Gene Ontology annotation, biological process: plant-type cell wall organization. The transcript has 3 exons. Gene Ontology annotation, cellular component: extracellular region. The record is from RefSeq and is a predicted model, not a curated record. Bases 92 to 853 code for a protein of 253 amino acids. Lineage: Eukaryota; Viridiplantae; Streptophyta; Magnoliopsida; Cornales; Cornaceae.